UCUACGAAGUGCGUAGUAUCUUUGAAAAAGUGCAGUAUUGUCACCAAUCCUAAUAUGUAAUCUUUGGUAUGGUGCAGUUUUCAGUAUUUAUAAUCUUUAUCUAUGGGUGCAUGGGUGCAUUGUGCAGUCUUUUCAAGGUCAGGCACUUAUAAAAAUAAAACCACGGCACAUAAAAACUUAUAUGCCGUGAUAAAACUAUAAAACAGUUACUGAAAGAAAGUGGUUUAAAUGAUCCUGGUUUAAUUCAUGUUUAAUUACGCGUUUUGUGUGUUUAAUCUAACAAAGGGCAAUUUAGGAUAUUACUAUUACAAAAUGAGGAAGUAGUUUAUGUCUAUUAUAACUUAUAACUAAUCUCGUGAAGUACAGGUUUACUAUAAUAGUUAGCCUAUAAUAGAUAUUAAUAUCUUGAAUAUUAGAAUGUGACUUUAAAGGAACUUGGAAAACUAAACAAUAGAAAAUAUGUCUAAGUUGGAUCAAUUACCAAGUCUUACAUCAGACUUGGCUAUAGAAAUUUUAAAAAAGACCAUUGAUCAGCUUCAGUUGCCAGAGAACAUUCAAAAAAUCGAUGAAGCUAGAGAUAAUGUUGGCAAUGAGAUGCUAAAAAUGAUGCAGUUUAUUUUUCCCAUAGUGAUGCAAGUACAAAUUGAUGUUAUUAAAGAAUAUGGAUAUCCUGAAGCCAGGGAAGGUGUAAUAAAAUUUUCACAAAUGCUAAGAGCAUUGGAGAGAGAAGAUACUGAAGUAGCUAGAUUGCAUGGAAUAAUCAAGUCAUAUUAUUUGCCUCCUGUAUCAGCUCAUACAAAUAACGAAUCUAGCGAAGACAGAACUAGUAGUAAUUAGGUUCUAUGAUUUUAUCUACUCUUAAUAACUACAAUUAUUAUAAUAUGAAUUGAAACAAUUUUUAUAUAAGAAAACUGUUUAUUUUAAUAUAUAUUCCUUCAAA
Messenger RNA from Sitophilus oryzae (rice weevil), 940 nucleotides. RefSeq names its product protein C10. The record is from RefSeq and is a predicted model, not a curated record. Gene Ontology annotation, biological process: post-embryonic development. Lineage: Eukaryota; Metazoa; Arthropoda; Insecta; Coleoptera; Curculionidae. The transcript is spliced from 2 exons. Bases 460 to 837 code for a protein of 125 amino acids.